This is a messenger RNA of Thlaspi arvense, 1179 nucleotides long. NCBI's taxonomy places the organism in Eukaryota, Viridiplantae, Streptophyta, Magnoliopsida, Brassicales, Brassicaceae. The record is from the annotation of a GenBank genome assembly.
AUGGUACUUCUAGGAAUGGGUAGUGCGGUGGAGACGUUGUGCGGUCAAGCGUACGGAGCCGGAAAAUACGAGAUGCUCGGCGUUUAUCUCCAGAGAUCCACCGUCUUGCUCUCUCUCACCGGCGUCCUCCUCACCUUCAUCUACGUCUUCUCCAAGCCGAUCUUGCUUUUCCUCGGCGAAUCUCCGGAGAUCGCUUCCGCUGCAUCUCUCUACGUCUACGGCCUAAUCCCUCAAAUAUUUGCCUACGCUAUGAAUUUCCCGAUCCGAAAAUUCCUCUUGUCGCAGAGCAUCGUGGCUCCGAGCGCUUACAUCUCAGCCGCCACGCUCUGCUUUCACCUUCUCUUGAGCUGGCUCGUUGUUUUCAAGCUAGGGAUGGGGCUACUCGGAGCUACGCUCGUGCUCAGCCUCUCGUGGUGGAUCAUAGUGGUGGCUCAGUUUGUUUACAUCGUGACGAGCGAGCGUUGUCGUGAGACGUGGAGAGGAUUCAGUGUACAAGCGUUCUCCGGUUUACCGAGUUUCUUCAAACUCUCCGCCGCCUCCGCCGUGAUGCUCUGCCUUGAGAUGUCGUAUUUUCAGAUUCUCGUUCUCAUCGCCGGGCUACUUGAGAACCCGGAACUUGCUCUGGAUUCUUUAUCCAUUUGCAUGACGAUUUCAGGUUGGAUGUUCAUGGUAUCCGUUGGGUUCAAUGCAGCGAUCAGUGUAAGAGUGAGCAAUGAACUUGGAGCUGGAAACCCUAAAUCAGCAGCGUUUUCUGUUAUUAUCGUCAACAUUUAUUCGUUAAGUAUAUGCGUGAUCUUAGCCAUUGUUAUUUUGGCAUGCCGUGACGUUUUGAGCUAUGCGUUUACUGAGGGUGAAAACGUUUCUGCUGCUGUUUCUGACCUCUGCCCUCUUCUUGCCGUAACGAUUGUCCUUAAUGGAAUCCAACCUGUACUCUCUGGUGUUGCGGUUGGAUGCGGUUGGCAAACAUUUGUUGCGAAAGUGAACAUCGGAUGUUACUACAUUAUUGGAAUUCCUCUUGGGGGUAUAUGGACAGGGAUGAUUUGUGGUACGCUUAUACAAACGGUUAUUUUGGGAUGGGUUACAUUUAGAACACACUGGGUUAAAGAGGCAAGAGUGGAAGAAGCUUCUAAUAGAUUAGACAAAUGGAGCAAUAAGAAAGUAGAAGUGAUUCCUGAAUGA